AUGCUGUUUAGAACGGGUAUCCUCUUCAUCUCGUUGGCCUUUUCGCAUGCCGUAGAGAAUCUGGCGUUGAACGAAGAGUCACUUAACUCUACAGAUGACUUAGGUUCAGCAAUACCAGGUACAUUGGUGAACAUCUCAGAUGUGCAACUACAACGUCAAUCAACUAUUACCGGCGUAUGUGAUGGUGUGAAACAGCUGGUAUGUGAUACAUGUAACACUUUUCGCGUUUGUUUGGGAACUGUACUUGGCCAAGGUGUGACCGUCGCAUGUCCUACUGAUCAGCCGUAUUGUAACUACGGAACAACCACCGACUAUUGUUCCAAUGUUCCAAUUCCAAACGUCUGCACUGAUGCUACGCAAAACACACCAGUCAUAUGUUCGGCCGUUGGAACCUUUCCAGAUGCUAGCAAUUGUCGUAUCUAUCAUGGAUGCACCAAUAUCGGACAGAGUUCGUCCAUUUACCGAUGUCCUGCUGGGUAUGUGUUUAAUGCAGCAUUGGAAUUGUGUGCCUUGGAAAAUCUAUUUUCUCGCUGCAUUAAAAUGCAAUGCACGGCCAACUUCAUCGGACAUGUAAGAUAUGGUCAAUCGCAACGAUUCUAUGGUUUGUGUGACGGUACCGGACAAGCUCCAAUCAUAUAUAGAUGUCCAAACAGAGCCAACUUUGCGUUUAUCACCGGUUCCACGUUUGGCGAGUGUGGUUACCUCUGUCCCGGACAGGGAAACUAUCCAAACAGUAAUGAUCCGGCAGCAUAUUUUCAGUGCUUCUGGGCAAACCGACAGCUUCGAUAUAAUUUGAUGCUCUGUCCUACUGGAUUAACAUUCGACAGCCGCCUGCGAUACUGCACCUAA
Molecule: messenger RNA, 849 nt
Organism: Anopheles marshallii
Lineage: Eukaryota; Metazoa; Arthropoda; Insecta; Diptera; Culicidae
Exons: 2
Coding region: 1-849 (282 amino acids)
Cellular component (GO): extracellular region
Molecular function (GO): chitin binding
Source: RefSeq, a predicted model, not a curated record